Messenger RNA from Hippocampus comes (tiger tail seahorse), 2288 nucleotides. RefSeq names its product tetraspanin 4a (gene tspan4a). The transcript has 7 exons. Bases 917 to 1891 code for a protein of 324 amino acids. Gene Ontology annotation, cellular component: plasma membrane. The record is from RefSeq and is a predicted model, not a curated record. NCBI's taxonomy places the organism in Eukaryota, Metazoa, Chordata, Actinopteri, Syngnathiformes, Syngnathidae.
GUCUGGAAAUUCAUUAAGCGUCGUCAGCACUGAGGGACACCUUGUGAGGGAGUCGAAGAAGACGACUUGAUGCGCCGUUUGUGUGGGCAGAGAGCAAGCGAGAGGAGGAGUAACCGCUAGGCACUUUUCGGGUAGAAUUGGCAAGUUAGGGCAGAGGUACAAGAGGAGGGCUGUAGAUUAGAGAGUUCACUCCACAGCGAUUUGUUUGCUCGUGUACAUUAUCCAUUGUCGUGUGCUUGUUAAUGUUCCAUUCGCACCCACGCCCGCAUCCUUCUCUUCUCACUGCAUGUCAGCAAAAUCACGUCUCACGCAUGCUUGGUGUUGGGCUCUGAGACACAGCGUGAGCGCAUGCUUGAGAACUUGCAGCGCGAACCCGAUCAGCAACUUCUCAUGAGAGCCCGUUGGACAUUUCUGUAUCAUAACAGCUGGGCUUGACAAGACGGGGGAAGUCAAAGCUCUUCUAUCAUCUGCGUGAUUAAAGUGAUCCCGGAUGAACCUGCUAACCAUCUUAUCUGCCAGGGCGCGACACCUGUGUUUGUGGGAUUAGUUGGGAGGGAACAGGGAUGGUCAGAUGUGUGCGCGUGGAUUAGGUCCUAAACACACAAGAAUUUCACAGGUGUUGCGGCGGGAUUAUGCAAACUCUCUUGAUGCAUGCAGUGACAUUACAGGCUUUAGGAAUCAGGUGAAUGGCAGAGUAUUAUCUCCAACAGAUUAAUUCUUAUCAAGCUAUGACGCUUGGGAUAUAAUUUAAUCAGCUGCUCCGGGAUUUGAAAGUGUUUAGAUCGACUUUUGAGGUAACCAAAGUAUAGGUGAAAACACUUUUCAGCAUUCAAGAUCACCCCUCAAUGACUUUGGCUCCCUCAUUGUGAACUGCGCACAGUGCCGAGUGACGUAGUUGCUUCUAAGAACUUGUAUUAUGAGACGCUCAAGCACGGAUGAGACGCCGUACCGGCGAAGUCCAUCUCUGGACAGCAAGCCGGACACACCGCCGUUCACCUCUGGCUUCCAUCGCUUCAGCGGAGAGUUUGAAUACAAGCGGCCACCGUUUGCGUUUGGCUUCACCACCACAAAGGGGCCACAGACAACCAAGGGCCGCUGCGCUCAAGGAAAGAAGUACGUGGUGUUUUACCUGGACCUCUCCUUCAUAUUCCUCCUAGAACUGCGGCGGUGCAGGAUGGCUGAAGGUUGUAUGAUGGCACUGCGAUAUGGGAUGGUCUUCUUCAACCUCCUCUUCUGGCUUGGAGGCUGUGGCAUACUGGGGGUGGGCGUUUGGCUCUCAGUGACCCAGGGAAACUUUGCCACCUUGUCGGCGUCCCUUCCCUCCUUGUCGGCAGCCAACCUGCUCAUCGCUCUGGGAACCAUCAUCAUGGUGAUCGGCUGCCUUGGCUGCGUGGGAGCCGUCAAAGAAAGCCGUCCUCUUCUGCUUGCUUUUUUCAUCCUUCUUCUGCUCAUCUUCUUCUUGGAAAUCCUGUCCAUCAUGCUGUUCUUCAUCUACCAAGAUAAGAUCGACCACUACGCCCAGAGGGAUUUGAAGAAGGGCCUCCAGCUUUUUGGCACAGAGGGCAACGUGGGUCUGACUAACGCCUGGAUGAUAGUUCAAACUGAUUUCCGCUGCUGCGGAGUGACCAACCACACGGACUGGUUUGAAGUCUACAAUGCUUCUCGUGUGCCGGACUCCUGCUGCCUGGAGUAUAGCGACAACUGCGGCCUGGACAACCCGGGAACAUGGUGGACAGCGCCGUGCUACGAGCGGGUGAAGGACUGGCUUAAUGAGAACCUGGUGGCCCUGUGGAUCUUUGCUCUAUGCACAGCCCUUACUCAGAUCCUGGGCCUGGUGUUCUCCAUGACGAUGUUCUGUCAGGCAGUCAAAGUAGAAACCUUCUACGCUUAACGCUCAAACUGACGUCCGCGAGCACAUCUACAACGUCCCUGCACUUAAGGUGGAUGGAUGCAAUUUCCCUCCUCUCGUUCUUUCUGACCUUCCUCCUCCGGUGACAUUUCGUCAGGGACGUUGUCACUUCGCAUCUUAGCCGCUCACUUUCAAACAAGCACAGUCUCAGUGUAAUGCGUUUCCUAUGAUUUGCUGUGUCAAAUACUCAUUUCUGUUAUUUUACCUAGCCGUAUAAACGGACGUGUGUUCAGCAGUGUUUUUAAUGUAUUUGUUUUAAAUUAUUUUGUUUUUAUGUGUUUCCAAAAGGAGAGGCUCAGUGAGAAAAGUGCACUGUUGAAGUGCUGCAAGUGCAUGUCCCCUGCGAUGGUGUCUAUUAAAUGUUUUGAUCUCUCGCACA